AUAGGUACAAUCAAAAAGAAAUAAAUAAGCCUUUUUUUUCUUUUUUUUUCUUUAAAAAAAAAACAAAAAAAAAAAAAAUUUGAACUUAGUCUCUCAAUUACUUUCAUAAAAAUGAUCACCGAUAAAUCAUCCCGCCUUGUCGGAGUGACAAGUGGAAAUAUAUCAAUUGAUAAUUUUAUUAAAGCAACGCGAAAAAAUAAAUCCAACAUUGACAAAUGCAUGAAGUGGUUUGAAUUCGAAAAAUUUGAAAAUUUAAAACAAAUAGGUGAAGGUGGUUUCGCAAAAGUAUAUUCAGCAACUUGGUUACAUGGAGGAAAAAAAUUUAUUUAUACAGAUCCAGUAACCAAAACUAAAAAAAUUCGUACAUAUCCAAAUACUGUUGCACUUAAAAGUAUUAAAGGGUCAAAUGAAAUUUCUGCUGAAUAUUUAAACGAGCUGGAAGUUUAUCAUAAAUUGACACUAGAUAAUGUAUCAUUACCGUUUUAUGGAAUUACAAAAGAUCCAAACAGUUCAGAAUUUAUGAUGGUGACAAACCUUGCAGAGCAAGGAUGUCUACGAUCCUUAUUAGGAGAAAGGUUUACCGAAUUAAAUUGGCAAUAUAAAUUACUUAUAUUAUUAUAUAUUGUAAUAGAAUUAAAAAUUUUGCAUGAACAAGGAAUAUGUCAUAAAGAUCUUCAUAGCGGAAACAUAUUACGAUCAUUAGGUCGUUAUUAUUUAACAGAUUUUGGAUUAUCGGGACCAUCAAAUAAAUCUUCAGAUAAAAUUUAUGGUGUUUUAGGUUAUUUGGCUCCCGAGGUGUUAAAGGGAAAACAAUAUUGUAGUCAUGCUGAUAUUUAUAGUUUUGGCGUUAUGAUGACAGAAUUAUCAUCUGGUUUCCCCCCUUAUUUUAAUAAAAGUAUGAGUGAAACUACUCUUGCUUUAUCUAUUUGCGAUGGAUUAAGACCCGACUUUGGUAAAGGCACUCCCGAAAUUUAUAGAAGUUUAGCCAAUAAAUGUAUGAAUGCAAAUCCCGAUAAGAGACCAACUGCAAGUGAAUUAGAAGAGAAUAUGUUAUAUUUGUAUAAUUGUUUAUGUGGAAAUAUUAGUGGAGACGACGCUAAAAAAAUUAAAGUGGAAUUUGACAUAGCUGAUAAAGAAAUUCCAAAUGUUCAAUCAUUAUUUAAAAAAAGUUCAAAAGAUUCUAACUUAAUGUUUGUAAGCAAACAGUUAGGUUUUAAUGAUAUAAUAGAAACUUCUGUAUACGAUAGUAAGUAUGAAAUUACAAACUUGUUCAACUUGUUCUUAAAUAUUUAUAUACGAUCAUUAAUAUUAAAUUACUCACUUUUUAAUCAGAUUUAGAUUCAGGUCUAAUAGGGCUCAAUUUAUCAGAUGAUAUCGGUGAGGACAAUGAAGAUGAUGAUAAUGAAGAUUGAUAUUUUAAAUGCAUAUUAAAUAUAUAGAUUAUAUUCAAUCAUUGUUCACCCUAUUUAUGUUCGUAGAUUGUAAUAACUGUCAUGAUAAUUCCUAUUUAUAUUCUUUUACCUCUUAUACCUUUUUAAUUUUCAUCAAAAUAAAAUCAAAAAAGGUUUUUGCGUAGUGCAAUAAACCAAAUAAUUUUUAUUUAAACUUAUUUAAUUUUAAAAUAUUGUAUUUCUAAUAUCGAUA
Molecule: messenger RNA, 1644 nt
Organism: Rhizophagus irregularis DAOM 181602=DAOM 197198
Lineage: Eukaryota; Fungi; Glomeromycota; Glomeromycetes; Glomerales; Glomeraceae
Source: RefSeq, a predicted model, not a curated record